Molecule: messenger RNA, 693 nt
Organism: Spodoptera littoralis (African cotton leafworm)
Lineage: Eukaryota; Metazoa; Arthropoda; Insecta; Lepidoptera; Noctuidae
Source: the annotation of a GenBank genome assembly
AUGCCGCGACGCAAAAAGUCUGAUCUUUCUAAAAGAAGCCGUGCCGCAACCAAGAGUCGGAAUCACAACAUUAAGGUUAAGAAAGAAAUAACUGAUGAAGAAUUGGAAAACGCACGGGAGAAGAAUCGUAAGAAUAUGGCCAGAUAUCGUGCUUCUAGAACGCAAGAGGAGAAAAAGAAAGCUCGCGAAAAGGCUAGAUUGGACAUGAGAAAACGUAGAGCUAAUCGCAAAUAUCAAGAGCGUCUUCGACGCUUUAGCAGUGAUGUUUUAAUUCCAAAUGACGUCUGUGAUCUACUCCAGCCCAUCCAGCCGGACAAUAAGCAGCCUACGCAAAUGGCGACAGACGACAGUAUGAGUGACGACGUGUUUGAAGACGACACGCUGCGUGCGCCUGCGCAGUCCGCACAACGAAGCACCCCCUCCCCCACUGGGUACAGGGACUACCACCCCCCUGCUGUCACCCCUUCCCGAACACAAGACGAUGAUGAUGUGAUUAUACAUAAGACGAUCCUGUUGGGUGACAGUGGAGUGGGUAAAACCUCUUUGUUAGUCCAGUUCGAGACUGGAAAAUUUCAAGCUGGCAACUUCUCAGCAACCGUCGGUAUCGGAUUCACGAAUUAUUGGUUCUACGAAGUUGAUAAUAAAGACGAUAUUAGCUUCCAUGAAAUUCUGCGCGAGUUAAUGAUAAAAUAA